GCCAUGUGCUUUUGAAGCAGCGGACCCAGAAGGAUCCUGUGUGGUUUCAGCUCGGCUCGCAUCCUCCAGGACACCGGGACCAGCAUCCUCCAGGACACCGGGACCAGCAUCCUCCAGGACACCGGGACCAGCGGCUCCAGCCCCCGGGCACCAUGUACUGCUCCACCCGCUGCCUCCGGUCCGCGCUGCGGGUCGCGGCCAACACGCACCGGCAACACCUCCAGCGGCAGACCCCGGCUCUGUGUGCACUCAGACUUCUGAGGACCAGCCCGACCCCCCACUCAGACGCCAUCGCCGCCCCCCCGUUGGACGGAGCACCCCGACAGUAUUCCCCCAAAAUCGAGCAGCUGGUCAAUGACAUCGCCAGCCUCACUUUGUUAGAGGUGUCGGACCUCAACGAGCUCCUCAAGAAAACUCUGAACAUUCAGGAUGUUGGAAUGAUGCCGAUGGGUGCAGCAGCUUUGCCUUUGGCUCAGGCUGCAGAAGAGGAGGACGUCCCGGCCAAGAAAGAGAAAACUCACUUCACAGUCAAACUGACGGAAUUAAAGGGGGCGGAAAAAGUCAAACUUAUAAAGGAAGUGAAGAACUGCAUUCAAGGCUUGAAUCUGGUUCAGGCUAAGAAACUAGUGGAGGCUCUUCCACAGGAAAUCCGGGCAAACGUAUCCAAAGAAGAGGCAGAGAAACUGAAAGCGGCCCUGGAGGCGGCAGGCGGGACUGUGGUUUUAGAGUAGAUCUUCGUAGCCAUGUUUUCAUCAGUCUGCUGCUCCAGCACUUCGUCCUUCAUUUUAUUAUUUCUGUUUUUUUUUUUUUUUUU
This is a messenger RNA of Limanda limanda (common dab), 814 nucleotides long. RefSeq names its product mitochondrial ribosomal protein L12 (gene mrpl12). Gene Ontology annotation, biological process: translation; mitochondrial transcription. Gene Ontology annotation, molecular function: structural constituent of ribosome. The record is from RefSeq and is a predicted model, not a curated record. Gene Ontology annotation, cellular component: ribosome; mitochondrial large ribosomal subunit. Lineage: Eukaryota; Metazoa; Chordata; Actinopteri; Pleuronectiformes; Pleuronectidae. The transcript is spliced from 5 exons. The coding region runs from base 153 to 731 and encodes 192 amino acids.